Lolium perenne is the source of this 953-nucleotide messenger RNA. Its product is annotated as germin-like protein 8-14. NCBI's taxonomy places the organism in Eukaryota, Viridiplantae, Streptophyta, Magnoliopsida, Poales, Poaceae. Gene Ontology annotation, molecular function: manganese ion binding. The record is from RefSeq and is a predicted model, not a curated record.
UAGCACACAGAAAAGGUCGCAAACAUAAAACUUGAAGCACAGCCACACAGCAUUAGCAACGCCAUGGGCAACGCAAAGUUGCUCCCGGUGCUCCUCUCCUUCCUUAUCCUGCCCUUCUCCGCCUUGGCCCUAACCCAGGACUUCUGCGUCGCCGACCUGUCCCGCGGCGACACGCCAGCGGGAUACCCGUGCAAGGCCCACGUCGGUGCCGGGGACUUCUACUACCACGGCCUCGCCGCCGCCGGCAACACCACGAACCUCAUUAAGGCCGCCGUCACGCCGGCCUUUGUCGGCCAGUUCCCCGGGGUCAACGGCCUGGGCAUCUCAGCUGCCAGGCUUGACAUCGCCGUGGGUGGCGUCGUGCCGCUCCACACCCACCCGGCCGCCUCCGAGCUCCUCUUCGUCACGCAGGGCACCAUCCUCGCUGGCUUCAUUAGCUCCUCCUCCAACACCGUCUACACCAAGACGCUCUACAAGGGCGACGUCAUGGUCUUCCCCCAGGGCCUGCUCCACUACCAGUACAACGGCGGCACCUCGCCCGCCAUCGCGCUCGUCGCGUUCGGAGGCCCCAACCCUGGCCUGCAGAUCACUGAUUUCGCGCUAUUCGCCAACAACCUGCCCUCUACCGUCGUCGAAAAGGUCACCUUUUUGGAUGACGCGCAGGUCAAGAAGCUCAAGUCUGUGCUCGGCGGCACCGGCUAGCCAUUAACACAUUUUCACAGAGGUUACUAAUUGUCUUCGUGGUGUCAGCUAGCGCGAGUGUCGAAUUACUAAUAAGUUGAUUAUGUGCGUGCGUCUGGCAUGCAUGCGAACUCGGUCAGUAGUUCUUUCAAAGCUGUGCUUCAUUCCUUCUCAUGUCAAUUUUAUUUCAGAUGGUUCAAUAAUUUUCUUAGGUACGGUGCAAUAAUUGUAAUUUGUGUAACGACCAAGAAUUAAUUGUUCGUUCUUUUUAA